CAUCGGUUAUGACUUGAAAAGCAACAUGCUUCUACCACUUCUUGACCAAGAAACUUUUCCAUUAUUCUCUUAGCUGACAGGCUCUAUUACUGAAAUCUGCUUCAACUAACAUACAUAAGCUCCAAGAAUACAAAGCUGAAUGAGAGAACCAACCGCAAUGUUGACGAAUCGCCCUCGGACACGGCAACGAGCGUAUAAGAAGCCACCUGCUCUUGAUGUUCCCAACAUUGAUGAAGAUGCCGCGGAGAGGAAACGAGUUUUGAAUGUUCUAGCACAGAGAAGAUAUCGUGAAAAGAAACGGCUAGAUCGUCUUAAGACCAAGUCAGCUGGUAGCAAUGGGUCUCAAAACUCCGAACCUCAGGAUGAAACAGCUCCAAACUCCGAAUACAGAGUAUCAAAAGACGAUAUCUAUGAAAUCCCGACUCUGCAGAGCAAUUUGGAACCCACAAUUCCAGAAUCCAACCUGUCAAUCCCUCCCACGACAGAUGCUGACAUCUUGGCUGGGUUUGAUCUCAAUCUGACAUCUUGGAACCCCCUCGGAGACCCCCUCCAAGAUUUGACAUUUGCGUCUAUUCUUCCAGACCCAAAUACAGUACCCGAAUACUUAUCCGAAGACAAUACCAGGGACGAUUCAGUAACAAAUACUCAUCAGGACUUGUCUGCAGAUUUUGGCGGAACCGAUAUGACCAUGUUUAUUGAUUCUUCAUCACUCAGCUCUUCACCCUCGUCAUCGGAAGGGCAGACGCUUCCUGAUAGUUAUCAACUACCUCUACUACAGCUUACACUUCUCAAGGCUGUUAUGCGUAUAGCAGACCGUCUGAACCUGAAGCCAGAUCUUUGGGACUUGGCGGGCAACUCGGCAUUCAACACAGGGACCGCAACUCCAGCAUCUCUACUACCUCCAUCAUGGCAGCCCACUCCAUCACAAGUUGCGAUACCGCACCAUCCAGUGUUUGACCUGCUGCCCUGGCCAGGUGUCAGAGAGCGCGCCAUCUUCAUCUUGUCAUUGCCCGACGAGUUACGGCCACCACGAGCCCAGGGUGCACUGGCGAUCGUCAACUUUGCCUAUGAUGUUGAGGAUACGGCCGAGGGAGUUAGAAUUUAUGGUGACGAUCCAUAUGAUCCAGGUAACUGGGAGCUUGGGCAGGUUAUGUUUGAAAGGUGGUGGUUUUUGUUUGACAAUAGCAUCAUCAGCACGAGUAACCGCUGGCGAAGGGCAAGGGGAGCACCGCCGCUGCUAUUAAAAUGUGGAAGUGCUGGUUCGAGCCCGACUGCAAGUACAUCAUCUGCUACAACUGGAGGAUCAUGAUGGGGCCACUGAAGUUGUUGUUGAGUACCUUAGUAGGUAGGAGGGCCAUACAGCCAUGUUAUGAAACUCUCAUGAGACUUGUAAAAUAUAGAAUAGCGAUGCAUAUGAAUUUGAUGACGU
Fusarium odoratissimum NRRL 54006 is the source of this 1429-nucleotide messenger RNA. RefSeq lists its product as uncharacterized. Bases 140 to 1309 code for a protein of 389 amino acids. The transcript is spliced from 2 exons. The record is from RefSeq and is a predicted model, not a curated record. Lineage: Eukaryota; Fungi; Ascomycota; Sordariomycetes; Hypocreales; Nectriaceae.